Messenger RNA from Amoebophrya sp. A120, 1378 nucleotides. NCBI's taxonomy places the organism in Eukaryota, Dinophyceae, Syndiniales, Amoebophryaceae. The record is from the annotation of a GenBank genome assembly.
CUACAUUCCCGUGCGUCGGGACCUAAGGGACUUCUACGACAAGUUAAAUUUCUUCGUGGAAAAUGACCACUGGGCGGUGUGUUUUAUUAUCUUGUUCUACAAAAAUUUCAUGUUGAUACUUUCACUCUAAGCUGUACAUAGCCCAGGGUAAUACAUUCGCUUUCGAAAACAAAGCUUUUUCAGAAAACCAGGAAUGCAAAGCUUUCAAGCUUCUUUUUAUCCAGCCACUAUCUUCUCUAUCCCGUUGUAUAAAGCUUGUCGGUGCCGAAUUCUUUUGAAAUAAAAGAAAAGAACGUGUGCAAUUUUUGUUUUACCGUACCAUGCCAGCCUAUAAAAGACAAAGAUCUAACUUUACGAAAAUAGCAUGGCAAAUUCACGUACAAUCAGCACAAUAUACAAAUUCAUGAUCGCAAAUGGGGCACGACAGUAGUAUUGUGCUUUUCCCCCGGGCGAACUUGCGGUAGGUGACUCUCUGUGGGAAUCACCACGCCAGAAGCAAGUUCGGCCCCUGAUUUGUCUGUAGAGUUCCCAGAGAAGCCAACUCCGGGGCGUGGGGGCCGUGCUGCUGAGAUGGGGAUUAGAGGCGAGCUUAGUUGUUUUGGACACCGACGCUAUAUGUCAUUCUUUUCCUAGUCAUCAAGAUCACCUUUUCACGACGACAAAGGAGUAGCAUAAGGACUCGCAAAAGACGCAAAAUUCAUCUUCUAAGUUUCUGGCGUAUUUAGGAGCGACCUUUUCUUUGUCACGAACUAAAAAUGACAAGUGAUCUCGCACACCACCCUGCUCCAGGCACUAUCUUUGGAAGUUUCAACAGUAUGUCAUCAGCAUUAUUAAAUUGUUACCUUUUUUGUAGGCCUUUACUUUCGCCUUGUCUAGCCACUAGCUUCGUAGAUAUACUUGCUACCACCAUUGUUCUCUACGCCAUGUUUUUUGUAAAGCAAGGCAAGUGAGCCAACUGUGGAGGAGCAGAAAGUUGAAAGUUCUCGAACAAAUCGGAUAUUUUCAGACGGAGCAAAGGGAUGGUUGGACGGAGAAAACUCUCUUGGAAAAAGGGAGUUUGUUUCGAACAUCCGAUGCUACGGACAGAAUUACAAUCCGACGCAAACCGAAAAGCCGAAAAAUACGAUGCAGAGCACGGCAGACGAACCUUUUUUCGCAUCAGAAAGGAGAAAGGACUCAAAUGAGAACGUGCCGUGACCGCAUAGUGUCUCCGCACUGAAUCGUGAAGAAAAAUCAAUUUCUGUUUUUGUUUUUUGUGAUGAGCCAAGAAAUGUUUUUUCACGACGAGAACAGAGAAAGAGAAAGAAGAAUUUCUCAUGCGCGAAACGAGUUCGAAAUUGAACAUUUCGAUUUUUCAUGAAAAACGCACAGUCUUUUG